This is a messenger RNA of Pseudomyrmex gracilis, 606 nucleotides long. RefSeq lists its product as uncharacterized. The record is from RefSeq and is a predicted model, not a curated record. Lineage: Eukaryota; Metazoa; Arthropoda; Insecta; Hymenoptera; Formicidae. The coding region runs from base 115 to 606 and encodes 163 amino acids. The transcript is spliced from 3 exons.
CAAUCCGUAGUGUGUCAUAGGCUUAACGGUUACCUUGGCGCAGGGGUUACUUUUGAUCAGGCAUAGGCAAAGUGUGGUCACCUUUGAUGCAGAAGAGAUAAAAAAACUAUAAAGAUGACAACAGAAGUAUCAGAAGAUCAUGCUAAAAGCAAAGUUAGUGAAAGAGAACAUAUUCGUCAAACAUUUUAUAAAAAUCCAAUCAAGAAAAAAAAUCUUAGAUUAGAUCCGGAUUGGAUAUCGUCUUACAAGAACAGACGAAAAGACAUAACAAGAUACCACAUGUUAGAACUUAGAAAAAGAUGUAGANAUGAGAACUUCAAUGUUGCACGUCUAUUAGCAGAGCCUAAAUACGAAGAUGAAGAAGAAGAUUAUGAAAAACAUAAUGUUUUUGAACUUAUUCAAUAUUAUGAAUUUUUGAAACAACUUACAAAACAUGUAGACUCNAAAAAAAGUGAACGCAAUCUACAUGAAAACAAUACAGGAAUUCACAGACAAAAAAAAGAUCCAAUUAGAACUGAUCCUAUCUCAACUGUUGUGCAACAGUUGGGCUGUGUCCAUUUAACCGAAAUGGACCGACCUAAUACAGAAAUUGAACUGCAGGAAUAG